AUGAAAGAAUAUUUACUAAACUGUUCUCAUACUUUCACUAACAGCACUGUGGCUGCGGAUUAUAUCUUCAAUCGCCUUGAUGUCCAAAUCUGCUUGAUCCUGGCAUACACUUUUGUGUUUUGCUGCUGCUUCUUUGGAAACCUGCUGGUUAUGAUUGUGGUCAUCUUGCAUCGCCGAAUGCGGACCAUCACCAACUUCUUCCUGGUCAACCUGGCCGUUGCUGACUUGUGUGUUGGAUUGUUCUGCGUUUAUCAGAACCUGUCCUUCUACUUGACCAGCCACUGGGCUUUCGGCAAUUUUUUAUGCAAGAUGUAUCAUUUCGUGCACAGCUUGAGCUAUACUGCUUCCAUCGCUAUACUGAUUGUAAUUUCGGUGGAACGCUACGUUGCCAUUGUCCACCCUAUGCUGAGUAAGCAGGUGAUGACAAGUCGUCGUCUGCGAAUUGUGAGCGUAACAGUUUGGCUGGUGAGUGCCGCUUACUGUAGUCCUCGACUGAUCAUGUACGGCACUGCUGAGGUACCUUCGAUUAAUGGAAACAUGGAAACCAUCUGCAUUUUGAAGCGCUCCUUCUAUGAUUCUAAGACAUACGAUCUUGUCAACUUCAUUGUAUGUUUUGUGAUCCCUCUCAUUAUCAUUUCUGUUUUGUAUUCUAUUAUCUGUCUCCGUUUAUGGCGAAGUAAUCAGGUUUCUAAGCAUUAUGGUAACACUACCUUCACUGCUCGUGCUACUCUUGCUUCAAGGUCAAGGGCCCGUUCCUCUAGCCACCCAGAUAAUUUGCACAGUAUGUCUUCAAGGAAUUCUUAUGAAAUGCAGGAUCUCGGACAAUCGCGCACUCUGAAUGGUCGGAACUUCCGAGCUUCAGAUAUUAUAGUACAUGAUGGGCAGUACACCAUGACCCUUAAAAGACCAAGAUGCCCGAGCACCGAAUUACAUCCGACUUCAACCUGUCGCAGUGGCACUAAAAAUCAUGUUCUCCAGUCUCGCCGAAAAGUCAUUCGUUUGCUCGUAUCUGUUGUCUUGACCUUUGCUUUCUGCAAUUUGCCCUUUCAUGCCAGAAAGUUGUGGCAGAAUUGGUCACCUGAUUAUGAUGGCACCAGUGCCAAUUCUUCGAUCUUCACUAUUGUGACCACUUUGAUUCUGUACAUGAAUUCUGGCAUCAAUCCUCUCCUGUAUGCUAUUUUGUCGGAGAAUUUCCGCGCCUCGAUGUUGGAUAUUAUCAUGUGCAACAUGAAUCGAAUGCGCAGAAAUCGGGCAGCUACCCGCUCAAUGAUCCGAAAUGAUGGGAAUUCGCUUACUGUACGUAGCAUCAGCAUUUCCCAAGAUGAUAAUGAUAGAAACCCAGGUCACGAGUUGGCUUAA
Argiope bruennichi is the source of this 1359-nucleotide messenger RNA. RefSeq names its product trissin receptor-like. Gene Ontology annotation, biological process: G protein-coupled receptor signaling pathway. Gene Ontology annotation, cellular component: plasma membrane. The record is from RefSeq and is a predicted model, not a curated record. The transcript has 4 exons. Lineage: Eukaryota; Metazoa; Arthropoda; Arachnida; Araneae; Araneidae. Gene Ontology annotation, molecular function: neuropeptide Y receptor activity. Bases 1 to 1359 code for a protein of 452 amino acids.